UAACCAAAAAACAACGUAAGCUGACACGAAAGCCAUCAUUAAUUCUCGUUAAAAGAAAAACUACCAUUUUCUUCUUCUUCUUCGCUGCUUCUGAUUCUGAUUCUUUGUGAUCCCAAUCUGAUUCUCUUUUUUUUUUUCUUCUUCCAAUUUCUAACUUCCUUUCACCUUCAUCAACUCAAUCUUCAAUUCCAAGCCUCAAAUUGUUCAGUACACUACCACCCCUCAAGAGAUUUUGCAUUUUCUGUAGAUGUUAUGUGCUCCCUGUCUCUUUUGAAAAUCGUGGAUGAUCUAAGAUUAUGAAGAAUAGAUGAAGAAGUGAUGGCCACAGCAGAAGUGAGAGCUGCAUGGCAGAGAGCUGUUAAUCGUUGUUUUGUCCAAGAAGAUGCAAAAAGAGCCCCUAAGUUGGCUUGUUGUCAAUCUUCAUGUGCAACAUCAAAAUUGUUUGAUGCUGGAGCAGCCAGUGCUGCUGAUGAAUAUGAUCAUGCUGCUGCUAGUGUCACCCAUUUUAACCAGAAAUCUUCAUUUUCCAAUGUGAUUCCUGAUUCAAGAUGGUGGUUGUUGCAAUUGCAAGCUAACUAUGAAUUUCAAAAAGGUUUAACAUAUGAACAGUUAAAUGCGUUAGAGGAUGAGGUUGAAAAUUUGAAUGUUCGUAAUGAACAGAAAACAUGUAAAGGAGAUGCUAAUCACUUUGGUGAUGAGAACCAUGAGUAUAUUUCUUCCAUGGAAGGAAUGCAAGAGGUUUAUAGUAAAAAUUCUAAAGCAUAUCGUCAACCAAUGGAUAUGAUUGCUAAACAUGAGACUAUGAAGAUUGAUUCUGUUGGCUGUACAAUGUCCAAGCAUACAAAUGAUUUCUUCUUUGAUUCUGAUUAUUCAUGGAUUGGAGUUGAGAAGGCACUACCAAGGUGGAGAACUACAGAUAGAGAUGAGUUAGCUUGCUUUGUUUUGCGCAAAUCACUCAACCAUGUUGAGAAUUGUGACCUUCCCCCUCCACAAAAGUAUCUUAGAGGACAACCAUGUGCUGAUAUCUGUGAUAUCAAAAUAAGAACAUCGUCUUUUGACCAGGAAGCCAAAUCCUGUGCCUUUUCCAAUUUAAAAGUUCAAGCAAAGAGAAGUUUAGAAUCAGAAUUGAUGCAUAGGAUGCUUGUGCCUUCAACCAAUAAAGGGCAUUUAAAUUUUGAUUGGGACAAAUAUUCAAGAAGUUAUCCCAUCAUCCAUGGGGGUGUCACAGAACAAGUUUUUGAGGGAAAUCCCAACAAAGCUCAACUUAUGGAAGCAUUGUGUCAUUCCCAAACACGUGCAAGGAAAGCAGAGGAGGCAGCAAAACAGGCUUGUGCUGAAAAAGAGCACACAAUUGCACUCUUUUUCAUACAAGCUUCACAACUUUUUGCUUAUAAGCAAUGGUUUCAGCUGUUGCAGCUGGAAGCUCUUAACACUCAGGUUAAGAACAAGGAUCAACCAAUAUCUACUCUCUUCCCAUGGAUACGUAGGAAACCGGGCGAGACAAAGCUAAAAUUUGGCUAUGCCAUACAAGAGAUGCUUGGCAAGCCAGAAAGUGAAAUUGCAACAUAUGCUGUUGCAUUUGCUUUAGGAUUGAGUCUUGUUGGGGCUGGCUUGCUCUUAGGUUGGACUGUUGGUUGCAUGUUACCUAGUCCAUAGUUUUGUAGCAUUUAGAGUCAAGUCUUGCUUUGCAUGAAGAAUGGUAAACAAAGGAGGAAAUUGGUUCAAUUAGAGAAAGAAGAGAAAUUUGUUUUAUCAAAGGUGUAUGCAGUUUUGUAGAUUUUGUUAGUCUGUAAUGUACAUUCUGCAUUGUAUUUCCGAAAUGUAUACUAAGAAUUGUUUUGUACAUAAAUAUCUGUAUUUCUUUGAAUCUUUUCAAAUAUCCUCUAGGGAAUUGUUCUAAACCGGAGAAAGAAGAAUGCACAUUCUGCAUUGUAGUGUUAGGCCAAGUCUAAAUGAGGGCAAGUUUUUUCCCCUCCAUUUUUUAGUUCAACUUGCACAUUUUGUUGGGUUAAUUGAGCUAAUUGGUGGGGUUUAACCCACCACCUCUACU
Molecule: messenger RNA, 2050 nt
Organism: Glycine soja
Lineage: Eukaryota; Viridiplantae; Streptophyta; Magnoliopsida; Fabales; Fabaceae
Exons: 3
Coding region: 319-1656 (445 amino acids)
Source: RefSeq, a predicted model, not a curated record